Molecule: messenger RNA, 489 nt
Organism: Monascus purpureus
Lineage: Eukaryota; Fungi; Ascomycota; Eurotiomycetes; Eurotiales; Aspergillaceae
Source: the annotation of a GenBank genome assembly
AUGGUGGUGAUGAACAAACUGGUGGAUAAGCCCGAGUGGUAUGUUGACAUUUUCAACGACCAGGUUGUGGCCAAGUGGCGAGAAGAGGCCUUUGAAAUGAUAUCACUUAUGAGUGAAAAGGCGUGGAGCUGGAUUUGGAUGAGCUGGAUAAUAGCUGUCUACUUCCGCGAGAAACAAUAUGUUUGUGUGCUAGACACUGGCUCUUGUGUUUGUAAAUCCGAGACGCUUGCUCUGCAAUCGCUUGCCGCUUCAUUCAGAUCUACAGCUACACCCAUACUCGACCAACAACAGAAUAAGGAUUGGCAGCUUGGAUCUGACAACCAGGUGUUAAAACCCUGUCGAUCUGUCAUCAUUCCCUUUGGUUUAUGGGAGAAGCCUAGUUUUGGCAGACGGGGCCAAGUUGACCUGCAAGCCAUGUUUAGCUCCAACAGAGAUGCUAUAGUCGUGCCGAAACAUUUCGGUAGACGUAUUGACUCACUGGAAAUCUAG